AUGUCGGCAUCAGUCAAAUAUCUCGUUGUCAUCAUCGAUCUAAAUCCAAUCUACUGGGCUGACAAAGUCUCAGCAUCGAAUACGUUAAAUUUUAAACAAUAUCUUAAUACGAUUAUCCAGUUUUGCAAUGCAUACAUUGCUUUCGACAUCAACCAUCGUUUGAUUAUAAUCGGCUGUUCGAAUAACGAAACAUAUUUUCUCUAUCCUGAUCCAGUCAACGAAUCUUUGAUUAUUCCAACUGUGACUAAAACGAAUCUGUUCGAACAGCUAUUCGUUGUCGAUCGGGUAGUGGAAAACAAUCUGAAAAAUUUCAUUCGUGAUGGCUCAUCGACAAGUCAAUCAGUGGGUUCAAUGAUAACCAUGGCCUUGACGCAAGCUCUUUGCUAUAUCAAUCGUAUCAUACGAGAUACUUUAGCAGGAGAGAAGAAUUCGUUUCGAAUCUUGAUUAUUCAGACAACAAAUGAUACAUCGAAACAAUAUAUGAAUUUCAUGAAUGCCGUGUUCACAUCAGAGAAGCUCAAUGUACCUAUUGACGGUUGUAUUCUUAACAAUGAAUCCAGUCUUUUACAACAAGCUUGCGAUUUAACAUCAGGAAUCUACCUUCGUGUACCAGAUCCAAAUGGGCUAUUGCAAUAUUUACUAUGGCUUUAUUUAACAGACAAGGAACUUCGUAAAAUGCUGGCAUUGCCGACGAAAAUGGCUGUCGAUUAUCGUCCAGCAUGUUUUUGUCAUCAUAAACUAAUUGAUACCGGUUAUGUUUGUUCGGUGUGCUUAUCGAUCUAUUGUGAUAAUACUUCAGCAUGUUCAACAUGUCGCUCAGCAUUUGAUGCUAAUGGAUCUACGGACGGGUCGAAACGACCACUGAGAUAA
Adineta ricciae is the source of this 870-nucleotide messenger RNA. Lineage: Eukaryota; Metazoa; Rotifera; Eurotatoria; Adinetida; Adinetidae. The record is from the annotation of a GenBank genome assembly.